Messenger RNA from Phialemonium atrogriseum, 1719 nucleotides. RefSeq names its product major facilitator superfamily transporter multidrug resistance. Bases 1 to 1719 code for a protein of 572 amino acids. The record is from RefSeq and is a predicted model, not a curated record. The transcript has 4 exons. NCBI's taxonomy places the organism in Eukaryota, Fungi, Ascomycota, Sordariomycetes, Cephalothecales, Cephalothecaceae. Gene Ontology annotation, molecular function: transmembrane transporter activity. Gene Ontology annotation, biological process: transmembrane transport. Gene Ontology annotation, cellular component: membrane.
AUGGACGAAAAGACGAGCCAUGCCGGCCUGAGGUCCAAUUCCUCGACGGAGGGAGAGCCGGAGCAUCUACAGGCCCCACACAGGAAGAGACUCGGCGCCGGGGAGCCAGACAUUGACCAUGACGAGAUUGAGGCUAUUAUUCCCGGCCACGAACUCGAUGUCGAGCUGGGAAAGCAGGGCAUCAACCCCGACGAGCUCACCAGGAUUGAGACGCGCGGCAGCGUCAAGAGCAAGGUCUCCCGCGUCCUCAGCGCCGUGAGCCGGCGGUCAAAGAAGGAGCGGAUGCCCUUCCAGCCACUCCCGACGUCCAACCUGGAUGAAGGCAUCGUCGGCUGGGACGGCCAGGACGAUCCGGAUAUGCCGUACAACUUCGCUCAACGCAAGAAGUGGCUGAUCGUCGGCCUGCUAGCGGCCGCAACGCUGGUCACGCCGUUCGCGUCGUCCAUCCUGUCGCCCGGCAUUGCGGCCCUCGACAAGGACUUCGGCAACGAGAACACCACCCUCGGCGCCAUGACCGUCAGCAUCUUUCUGCUGGGCUACUGCGUCGGCCCGCUGUUCCUGGCUCCGCUAUCCGAGAUUUACGGCAGGAAACCGAUUUUAGGCUUUGCGAACAUGUUCUUCUGUGCCUGGCAAAUCGGCUGUGCCUUGGCGCCCAACCUUGAGUCUCUGAUUGUCUUCCGAUUCUUCUCCGGGGUAGGGGGUGCGGGCUGUAUAACUCUCGGGGCGGGAGUUAUUAGCGACGUUUUCCGUACGGACGAGAGAGGUUUCGCCAUGGGGAUCUACACGCUGGGCCCCUUAAUUGGCCCUACCGUCGGACCGCUCAUUGGGGGUUUCCUGGCGCAGACGAUCGGGUGGCGGUGGGAUUUCUGGAUCGUGCUCAUCGUGAGCGUGAUCAUCACCACCAUGACGGAGGUGUUCAACUCGGAGACCAACCCCCGCGUCCUCAUUGCGCGUAAGGUGCGUCGUCUGCAGCAGGAACUUGGCAGGGACGAUUUGCGCAGCUGCUAUGAUCCCCCAAAUGCGGAGAAGAGGAACUCGCGCAUUCUCCUGAACGGCCUCAUCCGGCCGACCAAGAUGCUCUUCCUCUCCCCCUUGGUCUUCUCUCUAUCGCUCUAUAUCGCCUUCACGUACGGUGUGCUCUACCUGCUGUUUACGACGAUACCCGUCGUCUUCGAGACCCAGUACGGCUGGAGCGUGGGCAUCACGGGGCUAGUCUACAUCUCCCUCGGCGCAGGCAACCUGGCCGGGUGGGCUGUCGUCACGGCCACGUCGGACCGGGGCGUGGUCAAGCGGACAAAGGCGAACGGCGGGGUGUUCGAGCCCGAGAUGCGGUUGCCCAUCAGCAUCUACUUUGGCUUCUUCCUACCCAUCACCUUCUUCUGGUACGGCUGGUCGACCUACUACAAGACCCACUGGAUCUCCCCUGUACUGAGUCUGUUCCCCUUUGCCUUCGGCCUCAUCGGCCUCUUCCUCCCCAUCCUGACUUACCUGGUGGACUGCUACCCGAUGUACGCCGCGUCGGCGGUCGCUGCCAACACGGUGCUCCGGAGCCUUGUUGGGGCUCUGCUGCCGCUCGGUGGGCCUUCGAUGUAUCAGAACCUGGGGCUGGGAUGGGGGAACUCUUUGUUGGGCUUCAUCUGCGUGGCCAUGAUCCCGGUUCCCAUGCUCAUUUACAGGUUCGGAGCAAGAUUGAGAAAAGCUGAGCGAUUGGAACUGUAA